UGACCAAAGAAAAACAAAUUCAACAUGGAUGAUUAGUGUUUCAAUCUCUUCCCCGAGUAUCAUCCAUGCAUAGAACCAAAUCCAACCUCAUUUCCUACUACUUUUCACUUCUUCAUUCUUCCCCUCACCUUUCACAUCUCCGCCACCUCCAUGCUCGCUUGCUUCGUACCUCUCUUUACAACAAUGUCAUCCUAACUACCAAGCUCGUUUUGAUGUACUCUAAACACCACCAACUCCAUUCUCACUCUCUCUCCCUCUUCUUUCACAUGCCCCACAGGAACAUCUUCUCUUGGAAUAUAAUUCUCCGCGAGUUUUCUCGCUCUAAUUUCCCCCACAAAUCCCUUCAAUUGUUUCACCAUAUGUGGGAACAAUCAAAUGUUCGACCCGAUGACUUCACUCUCCCGCUUGUUUUAAGAGCAUGUGCCAUUUUAGGAGACCUAAAACUCGGCCUUUCGGUUCAUGGGUUGUGUCACAAAUUGGGUUUCGAAAGGAGUUUGUUUGUUGCUUCUGCUUUGGUCUUUUUCUAUGUUACUUUUGGGAGGAUUUUUUACGCGAGAGAAGUGUUCGAUGAAAUGCCUGAUAAAGAUUCGGUUCUUUGGACUGCCAUGUUGGCUGGGUAUGCUCAACAUGCGGAACCCAUUUUGGCUUUACAAGUUUUCCGGGAGAUGGUUGGUUCAGAAGUUGAGCUCGAUGACGUGGUUAUGGUGAGCUUGCUUCUGGCGUGUACUCAAUCGGGAUGGUUGAAACAUGGGAAGAGUGUUCAUGCUUGGUGUUUGAGGAGGUUCUCUUUAGGAUUGGGAUUGAAUUUAGGCAAUGCUGUGAUUGAUAUGUAUGUAAAAUGUUCGAAAUUAUGUUAUGGGAAUAUAGUUUUUGAUAAUAUGGAUGAAAAAGAUGUGAUUUCUUGGAGCUCUUUGAUUUUGGGGUACGGAUUGAGUGGAAGUGUAAAUAUUGCUUUGGAGCUCUUUCAUCGGAUGCUUGAGGAAGGGUUUAAACCCAAUGGUGUUACAUUUCUUGGUGUUCUGUCUGCGUGUGCUCAUGGUGGUUUGGUGGAGAGAGCGCGUUUGUAUUUCAAAAUGAUGGAAGAUUUAGAUGUGAAGGCAGACUUGAAACACUAUGCCAGUAUGGUUGAUUGCUUAGCAAGGGCGGGGCUUUUGAAGGAGGCUGAAAGGUUUAUUGAAGAAAUGCCGGUGGAACCUGAUGCAGUUUUGCUUGGUGCUAUUCUUGGUGGGUGUCGAGUUCAUAAUGAUAUUGUGAUUGGAGAACGCAUUGCCAGGAAAUUAAUAAGGUUGCAGCCAGAGAAAGCUGGAUAUUACAUACUCUUAUCAAACAUGUAUGCAGCCGCGGGGAGAUUUGAUGAGGCUGAGAAAGUGAGGAUCGUGAUGAAAGAAAGAAAUGUCUCUAAGGCGCCUGGUUGUAGUUUGAUUGAAUCAAAAAAUAGUUUCGUUUUUCCCACAAGAUAG
This is a messenger RNA of Pistacia vera, 1460 nucleotides long. RefSeq names its product pentatricopeptide repeat-containing protein At4g14170-like. NCBI's taxonomy places the organism in Eukaryota, Viridiplantae, Streptophyta, Magnoliopsida, Sapindales, Anacardiaceae. The transcript has a single exon. Gene Ontology annotation, molecular function: protein binding; RNA binding. Bases 66 to 1460 code for a protein of 464 amino acids. The record is from RefSeq and is a predicted model, not a curated record. Gene Ontology annotation, biological process: RNA modification.